This is a messenger RNA of Annulohypoxylon maeteangense, 1129 nucleotides long. RefSeq lists its product as uncharacterized. Lineage: Eukaryota; Fungi; Ascomycota; Sordariomycetes; Xylariales; Hypoxylaceae. Gene Ontology annotation, cellular component: U4/U6 x U5 tri-snRNP complex; spliceosomal complex. Gene Ontology annotation, molecular function: zinc ion binding; nucleic acid binding. The record is from RefSeq and is a predicted model, not a curated record. Gene Ontology annotation, biological process: mRNA splicing, via spliceosome. Bases 116 to 829 code for a protein of 237 amino acids. The transcript has a single exon.
CUCUACUCUAUAAUUAAAUCAACAUUACAAUACAGGUCGUCAACUUCACCAACGUAUUAAAGCUCUAGCUCCUAAGAACUCGCCAUCUCGAAAUAACCACCGUAAAUAGACCAAGAUGUCCGACAAAAAGGGCUCGGCGUACGGCACGCCGGCGUCGGACACGUCGUUCCGGCGGAACUACGACUUAGACGAGUACGCGCAAAAAGCUAAGGUACGAGAGUCGGCCGAGCGAGAAGAAGCGAAAGCGCGAUACGAAGCCAAGAUGGCUGGAAAGAAAUACUACAAGCCGAUGACGGGUGACGAAACCCAUACGCACGCGCGUCGCGAGAUCAUCGACCUCGAGGCCAAUGUCGGCAAGACUACAUUAGUACCAGCGGGCGCGGGUCAGGGUAAACGUGGUCGCAGUGCCGGUUUCUACUGUAGUGCUUGCGAUCUCACGUUCAAGGAUAACAUGCAAUGGGUCGAGCACAUCAACAGUAUGCAGCAUCUGCGUAACGUGGGCGAGACGGGCGAGGUCAAGAAGGCCACCGCGGAAGACGUACACAGACGCAUAGCCGAGGUGUGGGAGAGGUUGCAGGAACAGAAGAAGGCGAGUACCACGACAUUGAAAGAGCGUCUAGAGCUGCGCGAAGAGGAGGCUACCAAGGAGAGGGAAGAGAGGCGGAUUAAGAGGCAGGAAGAACUAGCUAAGAAGAAGGCUGAGAAAGAGGCUACCGAAAAGGUCAAGGUCGAAUACGGCGACGAUGUCCGGAUCGAAGGCGAACAUGACGAGGAUGAUAUGAUGGCAGCGAUGGGUAUUACAGGCUUUGGCACGUCGAAAAAAAAGUAGAUGGGCAUAGGAGAACAGAUUGGAUACUCUGAGGCAUGCUGUUGAUACAUGUGAAGCUGGUAUAAGGCGUAUGGAAUUAUUGCGGCAUUAGAAUUGGCGUUUAGGAUGGCUUGGUUAUUGAUCUACCUUGUCGUUCAAGGUAAACUUCUAUGGAUGUAUGUUCACCUAGUACAUGAUACCCAUUUGAGGAACAAAAAUGGAAGAGAGCAUGGAAGAAAAUGUCUUUGAGUAUCAUUAAUUCAUUUCUACUUAGCUACUAGGUACACAUUAUUCACACAUUAUUCCAUAGGGUGUCACAUA